AUGGGUCGUAAAAAGAAGAAGGUCGAGAAGCCUUGGUGCUGGUACUGCAAUCGAGAGUUCGAUGACGAAAAGGUCUUGAUACAACAUCAGAAGGCGAAGCAUUUCAAGUGUCAUAUCUGCCACAAAAAGUUGUUCAGUGGUCCCGGUCUUGCUAUCCAUUGUAUGCAGGUGCACAAAGAAACGAUCGACAAGAUCCCGGGUGCUGUCCCCGGGAGGGACUCAUCACAAAUGGAGAUUUAUGGUAUGCAGGGUAUACCACCCGGAACUACUAGAGGAGAUGAGGAACCUGAUGCGAAAAGGGAUAGAAAAGAUGACUUCCCUCCGAUGCCCCCUGGACCGAUGCCAGGAAUGCCACCAAUGAUGGGAGGAAUGCCGCCAUUUCCACCAUUUCCAAUGAUGCAUGGAAUGCCGCCGAUGGUCCCUCCUGGUAUGCCACCCUUCAUGCCUCCACCGCCCGGCAUGGGCAUGCCUCCAAUGCCUCCUUUCGGAAUGCCUGCACCACCGCCGCCAAUAUCAGCUCCUUCGUCAGCACCAUUGGGACCACCUAUGCCUCCAACAAAGAUAGGCCCUAUACAUCCAGAGCCUGCGCGGGAAGAACCUAAAACUGAAGCCGAUACAGAUUACCGAAUUCCACCUGAUUAUAAUAGAGGACAGCGGGAUCAAGGCGGAUAUGAUUACGAUGGAGGAGAUAGUUAUGGCUCUGACGACUACAGAAGAGGUGGUCCGGUAAAGGAUGAUUACGGAAGUCCAAGAGAGGACUACAGCAGAGGUGUUCCUCCAAACAUUAGAGGGGAUGACUACUCAGGUCGUCCUGGACCACCCUCUGAAGAUUAUUCAAGGGAUAGCUAUGAUCAAGGCGAUAGUUAUGGUCGUGGUCCUCCUGGCAGGCCAGACUAUGGCCGCGGUUUUCCACCACCAAAUGACUCGCACAUGAAUCGUGACUAUCCGCCACGGGGAAUGCCACCACAGAACGACGAUUACUCGAGGGGAUCCCGUUUCGAUCGUCCACCUGAUGACCGGUCUGGAGACAGAGAUAUGUAUGGUGGUUCGAUGUAUAAUGGAAAUGGAGUUGGUUCGCAUUCGUCCGUUCUCAAUUCCUCUGCUGCAGCCGUGGCUAAUAAGCUUGGAGCCAAAACGCGUAUAAUCCAUCCUGAUGAUCAUCAGACCACGUCAUUGGAAGAACGACGUGCGAUGAUGAUGAUGUCCACAAGGGGUCAAUAUCGUUAA
This is a messenger RNA of Cooperia oncophora, 1227 nucleotides long. Lineage: Eukaryota; Metazoa; Nematoda; Chromadorea; Rhabditida; Trichostrongylidae. The record is from the annotation of a GenBank genome assembly.